CCAUAAAGAUAAUUGAUAAGACACAGUUGGAUGAAGAGAACCUCAAGAAGAUCUUCAGAGAAGUUCAGAUUAUGAAGAUGCUCUGCCACCCACACAUCAUCAGAUUGUAUCAGGUUAUGGAGACGGAACGGAUGAUUUAUUUGGUGACGGAAUAUGCCAGUGGAGGGGAAAUAUUUGAUCACUUGGUGGCCCAUGGGCGGAUGGCUGAGAAAGAAGCCCGGAAGAAGUUCAAGCAGAUCGUAGCCGCUGUCCAUUUCUGCCACUGCCGAAAUAUUGUCCACAGAGACCUGAAGGCCGAGAAUCUGCUCCUGGACGCAAACCUGAACAUCAAAAUAGCAGAUUUUGGAUUCAGUAACAUCUUCACACCUGGGCAGCUGCUGAAGACCUGGUGUGGGAGUCCCCCUUACGCUGCCCCGGAGCUCUUUGAAGGAAAGGAGUAUGAUGGACCCAAGGUGGACAUUUGGAGCCUUGGCGUCGUGCUCUACGUGCUGGUCUGUGGGGCCCUGCCGUUCGACGGGAGUACGCUGCAGAACCUGCGGGCCAGGGUGCUGAGUGGGAAGUUCCGCAUUCCGUUUUUCAUGUCCACAGAGUGUGAGCACCUGAUCCGCCACAUGCUGGUGCUGGACCCGAGCAGGCGGCUCUCCAUGGAACAGAUCUGCAAACACAAGUGGAUGAAACUUGGUGAGGUGGACGCUGAGUUUGAUGCACUCAUCGCAGAGUGCCAUCAUUUGAAGGUCGAGAGGCAGAUGGAGCCCCUGAACGACGACGUGCUGCUUGCCAUGGCAGAGAUGGGGCUGGAUAAGGAACGUACCCUCCAGUCCUUACAGACAGACGCCUACGAUCACUACAGUGCAAUCUACAGCCUGCUUUGUGACCGCUUGAAGAGACACAAGAACUUGCGCAUCGCUGCCCCCCCCAGCCUCCCACGGACCAUGACCUUCCCUGCCCCAGCUAGCAUCCAGGCAGAGCAAGCAAGCAGCCCAGUGAGCAUCAACGUGCCACAAGUGCAGCUCAUCAACCCCGAGAACCAAGUGGUGGAGGCUGAUGGAACAAUGAACCUGGACAGCGACGAAGGCGAAGAGCCCUCCCCGGAAGCUCUGGUCCGCUACCUCUCCAUGAGACGGCACACGGUUGGGGUGGCUGAUCCUCGAACGGAGGUGAUGGAGGAUCUCCAGAAGCUUCUGCCGGGAUUCCCACGUAUGGCGCCACAGGCCCCGUUCUUGCAAGUGGCUCCCAACGUGAACAUGGCUGCCAACCUGCUUCCCAUGCAACAUCUGCAGCCAACUGGCCAGCUGGAGUACAAGGAGCAGUCCUUGCUGCAGCCUCCAACUCUGCAGUUGCUGAAUGGAAUGGGACCGCUUGGGCGAAGGGCGUCAGACGGAGGAGCCAAUAUCCAGCUGCACGCACAGCAGCUCCUGAAACGUCCUCGGGGUCCUUCUCCACUUGUUACCAUGACACCAGCAGUGCCCGCGGUGACCCCCGUGGAUGAGGAGAGUUCGGAUGGGGAGCCAGACCAGGAAGCCGUGCAGAGAUACUUGGCCAGUCGGUCAAAGAGGCACACUCUGGCCAUGGCCAGCCCCACCGCUGAAAUCCCUCCCGACCUGCAGAGGCAGCUAGGACAGCAGCCCUUCCGCUCCCGGGCAUCACACCUGGCACCCGAACAGCACCGCUAUGUUUACAAGGAUUCCAAUACCCUGCACCUUCCUACGGAGCGGUUCUCUCCAGUCCGCCGUUUCUCAGAUGGGGCUGCCAGCAUCCAGGCAUUCAAGGCCCAGCUGGAGAAGAUGGGCAACCACAGCAGCAUCAAGCAGCUGCAGCAGGAGUGUGAGCAGCUCCAGAAGCUGUACGGGGGGCACAUGGACGAGCAGACCCUGGAGAAGACGCAGCAGCAGCACAUCCUGUACCAGCAGGAGCAGCAUCAGCAGAUCCUUCAGCAGCAGCUCCAGGAUUGUGUCCGUCCUCCUCAGCCCUCUCCGCCACUGCAAGGUCCUGGAGAAAACCAGCCAGCUCUGCUCACCCACCAGCUUCAGAGGCUGAGGAUUCAACCAUCCAGCCCCCCUCCAACCCACCCCAGCAACCACCUCUUCAGGCAGACAGAGAGCAGCCCCCCGCCCACCAGCAGCCCCCUCCUCCAGAGCCACAGUGCCACCUCGCAGUCCCAGUUCCAAGGGAUUCCUUCUCACGGGGCCCUCUUCCAGCAGUCUGGUAGCUGCUCUCCACCCCCCAGCAUGGCCCUUUCCUGCAUGGGCAUGCCGCCACAAGUGCAGGGGCAGCCAGUCACCAUCCAGGUUCAGGAGCCGGGAGACAUGCUUGGGGGUGGCCUCCUGCAAGCCGGGCAGGCCAUGGCCAUCGCUCCUGGUGCCAGCCAGCUCCAGAUGCACCAUCGCGCCAGUUUGAUGGCCUCUCUGACUUACGGGCACAGACCCCUUUCCAAGCAGCUCAGUGCGGACAGUGCAGAGUCACACAGGUAUCCUCCCACUGGCUAUGAGCAGGUACACUUGCAUCCGCACCUGUUUUCGGAGCAGGCACGAGUCUCUCCUAGCAACUAUAACCCGGCCACAACGGUGGGAUUCCCUCCGACGCAGGCCCUGAAGGUUCCGCAGCUGGAGCAGUUCCCCACCUUCCCCCAGAGCGCUCAUCAGCAGCACUAUGCCACAUCAGCACUACAGCAGGCGCUGCUGUCCCCGACCCCACCGGACUACAGCCGGCACCAGCAAGUCCCGCACAUCCUGCGUGGCCUGCUGUCGCCCCGGCAUUCACUCACAGGGCAUGCGGACUUGCGGCUGCCUCAAGCAGAAAUUGCACAGCUCAUCAAGAGGAGGCAGCAGCAGCAGCAGCAGCAAGAGGUUCAAGACCUGAUCCGACACAUGAGCCAAGGGGAUGCUGGGCAUGCGGCUGCCCACGUGCCCCAGAAGCUCUCCGAGCGCCAGUCACUGUCUUUGCCUUAUCAGAACGCUGACACGUACCCCCACCACCAUCAGCACCCCCACCCCAGCCCCCAGCACCUCCUGAAAGUGAGGGCCCACGAAUGUAUCCACCAGUGCGCAGCCUCGGUGCCGGCCCACGGGUAUGCCCCCCAGCCCACCCUGCUCCACUCGGAGAGCAUGGAGGAAGAAGCGGCAGAUGGUGUGUGUGCGGGGGGCAGGGACAGCUUUCCAGAGAAUAAGACCAAAGGCCGCCAUGAGUCUCCGCUGCUCGUGGGCAUCACUGGGCCUGGGGACCCCGAAUCCAUGCUUGGGACUGCUAAGCAGGAGCAGGAGCUGGGGGCCCACAUUUACGGCCACCACUCAGCUGCCGCCUUCGGUCGGAAUAAGGCGCCCUAUAGAGACUCCAUGGUCACAAGUGGCAUGGAAAGAACCUCUCCAGGGGAAGCGGUGGAGAUGCCCGCAGUGGAGGAUGGACCAGGGGCUUAUGCAAGGCUGGUUUCCGGUGCGCCAGCCCGAGCCCGGGCCCUGCAGAGGCACCACACCAUCCAGAACAGCGAUGAUGCCUACGUGCAACUGGACACACUACCAGGCAUGAGCCUCAUGGCAGGGAAGGCCUUGAGCUCUGCCCGCAUGUCGGAUGCCGUGCUCAGCCAGUCGCAGCUCCAUGACAGAGGGAGUGCAGGGGUGUGUACAGCUUUGAAACAAAAAGGUCCAUUUCAAACCAACAGUAUCUUGCAGCAUUGCGCCAAAUGGCCGUAGCGUUUCUUCUGGAUGGAACAUUGACGGCUGCUCCUCUUCCUCCUUGGUUCAACAGUGUGCUUGGUCCUUUGGAUGUUCCUUUUUGCCAUAUCUGUCUGUGAUGCCAGCCAUUCUGGAGUCACCAGCGCGCUCCUCAUCCAUAGGCACGGGGGGCCGUAUGAGCUGAGGGCAGCUGCUCUGUCAGAGGCCCCCUCUAUUAGCAGGCAGUGGGGGCACCUGGGCAGCCUGGGGGUGAAAGUGGAGAAGAGCUCUCUGCCUGCCUGCCAGCCAGCCAGCAAUAAACAGAUGCUUGGGAUGGUGCCUCACUGGGCUCUGCCACUCCCUCCGUGACUGGCGGGCUGGGGCAGAGUGGCCGAGAGCUGAACCUCCAGUCAGAUCCACACCUGCCUUCCUUGGAUUGUUCCCUUCCCUUUCCUCCCACCUCACCCGGCAGUGGUGCAAUAUUGCUUUUGCGUGUCUUUCCUUUGUUAGCUUCCCUAUUUUAAAUUUUGCCAUUGAGCUACAGAGUUUCUCUCCUUCCUUUUUUCCAUACGUCUUUUCCUUUCGGAUCCACAUACUUCAGUUUUAUUGUCUCCGCUUCUUUCACUGUAAUGUUCAGAACCUUUUUCAUUUUUAACUCCGCCACUUCCCAUCCCAAGAUCAUGUAGGAAUUUGUUUGGUAAAUGUUUUAUUAAUAUUAAUAUUAUUAUAAAUUAAUUAAUAAAAGGCAAAAGGAACUUGUGCGUGAGCGAACUCUUCCCCUUGGCCCCAAGCUUUGCGCCUGCUGCCCCCGGAUUGCCCUACCCGCACCAGAGAUGGACACGGGGGCUGCCUUUCCUGGCCUCUCCUCCCUGUCCGGGCAGAACUUGUUUUCUGUGACUGAGGCAGGCUCUGGGAACCCUCCAGCAUCUGGGCCUUUGGGGAGUGUCGUGUCAUCUUUUUUGUCUUUGGGACUUUUGAAAAAACUACAACAGAGAAUUCCUAUUUCUGACACUUUUUGGAAUAAUUUUUUAAAAGAAAAAAAAACCAUCAGUGCAGCCCUCCUAAAUUUGCACAGAAGAAGAAGAAGAAGAAGGUGUGAGACCAGUCUGGCCGAGGUGCUCAGCUGUCGCCAUCUCCCUCGUGGUUUUCCUGCUUCUGGAUGCUGGGAUCGCCCUUUAGCCCCCCCGCCUUUGGGCUGGGACUCCCUGGCCGGUGGAGGGGCAGCGCUGGGUGGAGGGUUGCCACCUGUUCCUCCAGCAGCAAAGGGCCACCAAGUGCCACGAGCCUUCAGCCUCGCUUUGGACUCUCGCUUUGGUUUACAGGACCUUGUGUGUGUACCUGAGAGGCGGCAGCUGCUGCCGCCGCCACCCUCCAGUGACAUCCAAACCAGCUGCACGGGGAGUCGCCUGUUGCGCCCUUUUGCAGCGUCACGCUUUUCUUUUUCUUUGUUUUUUUAACCAUUGCUUUGUAUUGUAGUAAUCAAUACUUGCAGUAUAUGUUGAAUGUAUGAUAUACUUUGCUAUUAUUUCUGUUUUGGGGAAUGUCCAGAGUAUUUUUCUCAUUUAUGUUGGACUAAAAAACAACAAACCAACCCUGCUUCCCACAAAAUCUCCCCUUCCCUCUGAUCUUCAGUAAAUUCUUCAAUUUUUUUUUGUGGGUCAUUUGCAGCUAGUAAUUUAGUUGGACGUGGGAUCAUGACCAAUAAAGCCAUGGUGAUGCUUGGC
Messenger RNA from Eublepharis macularius, 5371 nucleotides. RefSeq names its product SIK family kinase 3 (gene SIK3). Gene Ontology annotation, cellular component: cytoplasm. Gene Ontology annotation, molecular function: ATP binding; tau-protein kinase activity; protein serine/threonine kinase activity. The coding region runs from base 72 to 3686 and encodes 1204 amino acids. Lineage: Eukaryota; Metazoa; Chordata; Lepidosauria; Squamata; Eublepharidae. Gene Ontology annotation, biological process: intracellular signal transduction; protein phosphorylation; microtubule cytoskeleton organization. The transcript has 23 exons. The record is from RefSeq and is a predicted model, not a curated record.